This is a messenger RNA of Microdochium trichocladiopsis, 3173 nucleotides long. RefSeq names its product cation-transporting ATPase pma1. The transcript has a single exon. Gene Ontology annotation, molecular function: ATP binding; ATP hydrolysis activity; P-type sodium:potassium-exchanging transporter activity. The record is from RefSeq and is a predicted model, not a curated record. Gene Ontology annotation, biological process: potassium ion import across plasma membrane; proton transmembrane transport; intracellular potassium ion homeostasis. Gene Ontology annotation, cellular component: membrane. The coding region runs from base 49 to 3054 and encodes 1001 amino acids. Lineage: Eukaryota; Fungi; Ascomycota; Sordariomycetes; Xylariales; Microdochiaceae.
AAGUCGUCGGGCAAGCCUGAGAACCCCAACCUCGACUAUUUCGCCAACAUGACGUACCAUGAGCUCGACACGGCGCAGAUCUGCCAGCAGCUUAACGUGUCUGCCGAGCAGGGCCUCUCCGAGAGCGCCGUUACCCGCCGCCUCGAGCGUGACGGGAAGAACGUCCUACCGCGCCCCAAGACCAAUUACAUCCGCAAGCUGCUCACCUACACCUUCGGGGGCUUUUGCUCAGUCUUGUGGGUGGGUGUGAUUGUAUUCUUUAUCUGCUGGCAGCCUCUGAGCAACCCGCCGUCGCCGACUAACCUCGCCUUGGCCAUCCUGAUCCUCAUUGUCAUCUUCCUUCAAGCCGGCUUCUCUGCAUUCCAGGACUGGUCGACCUCGCGCACCAUGAACUCAAUCAUGAACCUGAUCCCUUCAGAGACGCUUGUCAUGCGUGAUGGCAAGCUUACAAGCAUCCGCACUUCGGAGCUUGUGGCGGGCGAUAUCGUCCACCUCAAGACAGGCAACAAGGUACCCGCAGACAUGCGCCUGCUUAGUCACACGGGCGACAUCCGCUUCGACAGGGCGAUUCUCACUGGCGAGUCGGACGAGAUCGAGGGCAGCAUUGACUGUACGGACCCAAAUUUCCUCGAGUCACACAACAUUGCGCUCAUGGGCACACUGGUCGUCAAUGGCGGCGGCACGGGCGUCGUUAUCCUUACCGGCAACCGGUCUGUCAUGGGUCGUAUCGCACAGGCCAUGUCGGAUGUCAAGGAGAAGCUCACGCUGAUCCAGCAAGAAAUUUGGCGCUUCGUAUACAUCAUUGUCGCCUUCACGAUUACUCUGGCGCUGCUCAUCGUUAUUGCCUGGGCUGCCUGGCUACGCCGUGACCACCCAGACUACAUGGGCGUCGUGGCCAUGCUGAACAAUGUCAUGGGCUGUGUGGUUGCUUUCAUCCCGGAGGGUAUGCCAAUCGGUGUGUCGCUCACCCUGAUGCUCAUUGCCAGUCGCAUGAAGGCAGUCAAUGUCCUGCCCAAGAGUCUCGGCACAGUCGAGACGCUCGGCUGCGUUAAUGUCAUCUGCUCCGACAAGACGGGAACCCUGACGGAGAACCGCAUGACUGUCAGCUCGGUGGCUUUCAUCGAUGGCAAGGCCAGUGUCGAGGAUGUCCAGCAGGCGUGGGCUUCUGGUGCGUCACGUGGAGGCAAGGCGAUGAAGAAGCUCCACGAUGCGUCCACUCUCUGCAACGACGCCUCGUUCGAUCCCACUGAUGCUCAUCUGCCUGUUGCAGAGAGGGCGGUCCAGGGCAACGCCACUGACGCUGCCGUCCUGCGCUUCUCUGCUGUCGAACUUGGGGAGAAGGAGGAGAAGACUUCUCAGGCUCCCGCCAAGGUCUUCCAAAUUCCCUUCAAUUCCAAGAAUAAGUGGAUGCUUACCAUGUACCCGGACGCUGCCACCGACACCUCUGCCGUCAUUCAGCCCGAGAAGCCCACAUACCAAGUCUACGUCAAGGGUGCUCCUGACGUUCUCUUCCCAGCAUGCACCCACUACUGGUCCUCGUCCUCGAACACAACCGUCCCUCUCGACGACGCCACCCGCACCGCUUUCAAGACGUUCCAGGACUCCAUGUCCGCUAAUGCGGAGCGUGUCAUUGUGCUCUGCGAGCGACAGAUAUGCCCACGGGGAGUUCAUGGCACCAACGCCUUCGGCGAGGAGAUUCGCGAGUCUGCGAUCGAGAACCUCACCAUCAUCGGCAUCUACGGCAUCGUCGAUCCCCCGCGGCCCGAGGCCAUCACAACCGUUGCCGAGGCCCGCCGCUCCGGCGCACGAUUCUUCAUGGUCACUGGUGAUUACGGCCUCACUGGUGCUGCCAUUGCGAGAAACAUUGGCAUCUUCACGAGUGAGCAGAAGCCUGACAGUGUUGCCUCGAUGCGCGACCUCGCCGCGUCUGGAUCCAUUACAGCGACGGAGCUGCACAAGCAGCGCCUCGAGAAUGAGGGAAGAAGCCUUUUGAUCGAGGGUCCACAGAUGAUCUCUCUUUCCGACGAGGAAUGGGACCUCAUCGCCGAGUAUCAGGAAAUCGUCUUUGCUCGCACUACGCCCGAGCAGAAGCUGCGCAUCGUGACUGAGCUACAGGCACGCCACAAUGUUGUCGCGGUCACCGGAGACGGCGUCAACGAUGCCCCUGCCAUGCGUGCCGCAGAUAUCGGUGUCGCCGUGGCUACUGGCUCCGAUGUUGCCAUCGAGGCUGCCGACCUGGUCCUGCUCGACAAGUUCGACAGCAUUAUCGAGGGCAUCCGCCUCGGCCGCCUCGUCUUCCAGAACCUGCAAAAGGUCAUCUCGUACCUCCUCCCCGCCGGCUCCUGGUCCGAGAUCUGGCCCGUGUUGGUAAAUGUCUUCUUUGGCGUCCCGCUCCCGCUUAGCUCGUUCCUCAUGAUCAUCAUCUGCGUCUUCACCGACCUGUUCCUGUCCAUGUCGCUCAUCAUGGAGAAGGCCGAGUUCGAUCUGCUCUCCCUCAAGCCGCGCGACGUCCGCAGGGACCACCUCAUCACGGCGCGCAUCUACGGCCAGGCGUACCUCCUCACGGGCUGCAUGGAGACCGUUAUCGCGCACUCCAUGUUCUUCCUGUACAUGUGGCGUUACGCGGGCAUGCCCAUCAGCGAGCUCUUCUUCCUGUUCGAGGGCUACAGCGACGGCUACCGCGGCUACACGAUGGACGAGCUCGUCGCGUUCAACAACACCGGCCAGUGCGUCUACUUUGUCUGCCUGGUCAUCCUGCAGUGGGGAAACAUCCUCGCCGUGCGCAACCGCCGCAUGAGCAUCCUCCAGGCCGACCCUGUCACCAAGGCGCGCAGGAACCCGUGGCUGGUGCUGAGUGUCAUCAUCUCCCUCGCUAUCGCCGUCUUUGUCACCGAGGUGCCCGGUAUCCAGAAUCUGUUCGGCACGGCGUCCGUCCCGAUCGAGUUCUGGCUAAUCCCGAUCCCGCUGGCCCUGGCCAUCCUGUUUGUGGACGAGAUCCGCAAGUUACUGGUCAGACUGUUUCCCAAGGGCCCUAUUGCUUGGAUUGCGUGGUAAAAUUUCAAUACGGGUGUUUUGCAGUUGCUUGGGAUUUUGGCAUAAGAUUUAACACGACCAUAGAACGUAAUUUUAUGGAACACCCAUUGCAGUAUUGUGAGCUUGUUGCGUAGUCGAGA